AGAAAGUUGGAGAAGAAGAAGAAGAAUAUAACCACAACUACCCAAAUCAUCUCAGUAUCAACAAUGAGUUCCAUCGGUGUAUUUCUUGAGGAAGAAAUCGAUGGAAAACCAUUUCACAUAUACAAUUUCUUAUCUCAAACCUCUUCCUCCUCCUCUGGUGAAGCAGCCAAUAUUGACUCCGGUGGCGACAACGACAAUUGUCAUGUGGAGUCUGUCGUCGAAAGGUUGACAACAAUUGUGGCGCCUACUCUUGCAACAAGUGUGAUGACCAUUACUUUGUUCAUUCAAGAUGCGCUUUGCGUGGAGAUUUGUGGGAUGGGGAAGAGCUUGAGGGAGUACCUGAAUUAUGUCAAGCAUGCGUUCUCCCAAUCUAGGAAGGAUCAUUGUGACUUCAUCCUUCAUGAAGCAUGUGCAAGUUCUCCUCUCAAGAAACAUCAUCCUUUGCAUGCUCACUCACUUACGCUAGAGAUUGUUGCUAAUGGAUUCAAUAACACCAAAGGUCUCUUCUUUUGUAACGCUUGUCGGCGUUACAGUUGUGGUUUCGACUAUGAGGAUUUCGUUGGAAGUUUUUUCGGUUUUAGACUUGACCUAAGAUGUGCCUCGGUUUCUGAACCAUUUGAAUAUCAAGGCCAUGAGCAUCCUUUGUUCCUAGCUUUAAGUCCAGAAGAAGAAGAAAUGUCAAUUUGUCAAAUCUGCCAAGAAGACGGCGAUGGAGAUAACCAGUGCAAGAAACUAAAUUGCAUCGAAUGCGAUUAUAUUAUAUGUUUUAGGUGUGCUACGUUACCGUACAAGGCAAGUUAUAAACAUGAUAAACAUUUCCUCACGUUUACGAAAGUGAAAGAUGCAAAUGAUCAUGAAUCAGGAUGGUGUGAGGUAUGCGAAAGAACAAUAGUGUAUUCGCAAAAAGGAGGGUUCUAUGCGUGUGAUGAUGAAGGCUGUUGCACCACUGUCCAUGUUCAUUGUUUGCUUGGGAAAGAUCCGUAUAUGAAACCUGGCCAGACCAUAACGGUUAUUCAAGGGGAUGCUCUUGUUCUUCGUAACAAUACUAUGACUCGACCGUUUUGCCAUAAUCAUGGAGUUCGUUGUCAAGGGAAAGUAGUUUUCCAGUACUCCGAAAACAUUAAACUUUGUUCUAUGUCU
Thlaspi arvense is the source of this 1140-nucleotide messenger RNA. The record is from the annotation of a GenBank genome assembly. NCBI's taxonomy places the organism in Eukaryota, Viridiplantae, Streptophyta, Magnoliopsida, Brassicales, Brassicaceae.